Messenger RNA from Aspergillus calidoustus, 1512 nucleotides. The record is from the annotation of a GenBank genome assembly. NCBI's taxonomy places the organism in Eukaryota, Fungi, Ascomycota, Eurotiomycetes, Eurotiales, Aspergillaceae.
AUGGGCCUAGGAACACUCGAAGGGAACCGGCUCGUUGCCGCCGUGACCUUUGCCACGGGCAGCGGCUUCCUUCUCUUUGGCUACGAUCAGGGAGUCUUUGGGGGGUUGAUCGAGAACCGGAGUUUCAGAGAGACCUUUAGCAAUCCAAGCUCUGUUAUGAUCGGGCAGAUUACAGCCACCUACGAUCUGGGGUGCUUCUUCGGCGCCAUAGCCUGCACGACCCUGGGUGACCACUUUGGUCGGCGUGUGUCUAUCGCCCUGGGAUGUAUCAUCCUGACAGUGGGCGCCGUGCUUCAAACAGCCUCGUACCACUCCGCUCAGAUGAUUAUCGGGCGCUUCAUUGCCGGGUUGGGAAAUGGCAUCAACACCACCGCCAUCCCCGUCUGGCAAUCCGAGAUGUCCAAACCCAGCCACCGCGGCCGCCUGAUCGUCCUCCAACUGGCCCUCAACCAAGUGGGCAAUGUCACCGCACAAUGGCUGAACUUUGGCCUGGGCUUCAUAGACCACCACAGCGUCUCAUGGCGCUUCCCGCUCGCCUUUCAGAUUUUCUAUGCUGUCCUGGCAGCCUCCGCCCUCCCCUGGCUCCCCGACUCCCCCCGCUGGCUCAUCCAACGCAACCGCGACGCCGAAGCCCGAAUCGUGCUCGCUCGCCUGCACAACAAGGGUAGUACUCCGGACGACCCCGAAAUCACCGCUCUCCACCACGCAACAGUCCAAGCCGUCCACCACGAACUCGAGCUCUCCACAACCCUAACCUGGCGCGCCCUCCUGACAAAGGACCGCCUACACACAAGCCGCCGCGUCUUCCUCGGCGCAGGCACACAGUUCAUGCAACAGUGGGGCGGCAUCAACGCGAUCGUCUACUACCUCCCCGUCACCUUCGCCUCACUACACGUCUCCCGCACAAUGUCCCUCAUCCUCUCCUGCUGCAACGCCAUGAACCUCCUCUUCUCAACCUGCGCCGGCGCAGCCGUCAUUGACUCGCUCGGCCGCAAGAAACUCAUGCUGCUUGGCGCACUGGGACAGGGCAUCUGCUUCGCGCUCGUCGCGGGCGGACUCGGGGCUGGGACAGAAACCUCGUCAAAAGUAGCCAUCGCGUUCGUCUUUGCGUUCUUUACCAUCUUCGGUCUCAGCUGGAUCGCUAUCCCGUGGAUGUAUCCGGCGGAAGUCAACACGCAGCAGUGGAGGAAUCGCGGCGCCGGGAUUGCGACGGCGACGAAUUGGAUCUGUAACUAUGCGGUUGUGCUCGCGACGCCUGUGGCUAUUGAGCAAAUUGCGUGGCGGUAUUAUCUUGUCUAUGCGGCGCUGAACCUUGUGUUUGUGGGUGUUGUUUGGGUGUUUUAUGUUGAGACGGCGGGGUUGUCGUUGGAGGGGGUUGAUGAGUUGUUUGAGAAGAUGGGUGGCUCUAACCUGGGUAUUGGACAGGUGGAGCUGGAGGAUCUCGGUGAGCAGCCUCAUAAGCAGGAAAAGGAGGGGAGCUCGAGUGAGUGGGUGGAGGGUGGGAAGGUGUGA